Molecule: messenger RNA, 351 nt
Organism: Peronospora farinosa
Lineage: Eukaryota; Oomycota; Peronosporomycetes; Peronosporales; Peronosporaceae
Source: the annotation of a GenBank genome assembly
AUGCAUUUACCCUGCAGGUGUCCUCGCUGGCUACCCAAAGUACCGAUUGUUGCAGCAACGCUCAAUGUCACGCUUCACUGCCUUUGCGAUCGCCUCCAUUGGUUUCAAGGCAACAACCCUGGAACGCUCUUGGAUGAACACAAGGAGUCCGAUCGCGCCUUCCACCAGCAAAUGCAACGUUCCCUGCAGAAUUGUGAUGAUAAGCGCCUGUCCGACCUCCGGGCGGAUCUACGUAUGGUUAAGGCUCUCGAAGCUGUAGAAUCGUCACUCGACUAUCGAGCGGCUGAUUUUACAGAUGGCGAGCGCGGCUCGUCGUAUUUUUUCCGUUCACCGUCACCCUCGAUUCACUAG